UCCGACCAACGCCCAAUUAGUCAUUGCUCAUUUUUAACUCUGUGGCCAACAUGCAUAUCAGAAUUAUUUGAUAACAUAUUAUGUAUUCCUACUUGGCCACUUCACUCAAACCUCCGAAAUCCACAUACAUAUUCCAAAACUCCACACAAAUUCCUAAAAAAAAUUUGUUUUCAAUCCCACUAAAAAUGGACGUAGUUGUCUCAACUGGGGUAAAUAAUACAAUCAGCGCUGUCCUAACAGCCUACGAUGCAUCAACGUUUCCAACCAGUGAAAAUCUAUGGACUUCUAUAGAUGGAGCGAGUAAGGAAGUCAAGCUGGAGGCGAAAGCGGGGCGUGGGCCUCGAAAGACGAAAAAACCAUUAGCAGACGAAAUCCAAGGUCACAACAAGGAGUAUAAUUUUUUCCGGUUGUGGUUUUUCUACCUUUCAAAGACCGCCAGAUUCAACGCUGUUUUCACCAAGGCGUUCAAACGUUAUAAAAUAUUGGCGCAAGCAAACGAAACUGGGGUAUUUACACCCUCGCAGUUGGCCGAAUGUUUCGCGGGAAUUACAAAUUACGCCUCGGUCACACAAUUCGCCAUGGGUUUGCUGACCAAGGUGGUGAUCAAUGUGGACCAGGGCGUGCCACCCGAGUCUAUUGCGAAAUUGCAAGGUUUGGCGUAUAAAGUGGUGAAAUGCAAGGAGGAGGUAUUUUCGCGGUCAAAGACGGCGGAUAAUAGGUUCCAAAUUAAAAAUUGGGCCAGCAUUGCGGAAUAUUUGGGCAUGCUACUGCAAUAUUUGGCAUGUCGGGGUAAAUGAGGUUGUUACCGUUGUGAAAGAUAUGAAAUAGAAAAUUUUGAAAAAUAAAGAACAAUUUAUGUAAUAUA
Molecule: messenger RNA, 865 nt
Organism: Folsomia candida
Lineage: Eukaryota; Metazoa; Arthropoda; Collembola; Entomobryomorpha; Isotomidae
Exons: 2
Coding region: 81-797 (238 amino acids)
Source: RefSeq, a predicted model, not a curated record